Messenger RNA from Gastrolobium bilobum, 1744 nucleotides. RefSeq lists its product as uncharacterized. Gene Ontology annotation, cellular component: intracellular membrane-bounded organelle; vesicle; cytoplasm. Bases 33 to 1415 code for a protein of 460 amino acids. Gene Ontology annotation, biological process: clathrin-dependent endocytosis; clathrin coat disassembly. The record is from RefSeq and is a predicted model, not a curated record. Lineage: Eukaryota; Viridiplantae; Streptophyta; Magnoliopsida; Fabales; Fabaceae. The transcript has 6 exons. Gene Ontology annotation, molecular function: clathrin binding.
AGAAGAAGCUAACCGGAUAACCUCGCCGGGAAAUGGACGAGUCGUGGAGAAUGCGAAUAGGAUUAACGUCGGGGCUCCCUCGCCGGCGAUCCAUGGAGGACCGGUUAUCUUCUCGCUCAAGACGGUCUGUCUUCGCCGGCUCCGGCGCCUCGGAGUCCGAAACCUUGGACCCUCACGACUUCGCCGACGUCUUCGGUGGUCCACCCAGGAGCCUCCUCGUGCACAAGUUCUCCAGGUCCAGUUCGUUCUACGAGGAAAUUUUCCGGCCGCCGGAGUUCACAUCUCCGGCGCCGGCCAAGGGUGGCCGUAGCCUGCCUGUGUUUCGGAUCCCGGCGAAGAACCAGGGGUUUUACAGCGACAUAUUCGGGUCCGACGAUGACCGGAGGUCAAGAGAGCGGUCCGGUAGGCAAUCGCAGGGGAAAUCGAAGUCCAAUUCAUCGUCAGCGCUGAGUUCCGAGGAUCUGAGCCCUCUCCGGCCGGCGAACGGUGACGACGUGGUAUUGUCUGCCUUUGUUUCAAAGCUGAGGCCAAUCAAUGUCCCAUGUAGAUGGAACUCAUCCACUAUGAUGCCCGAGGAACACCCAAUUAAACAAGGGAGGUCACUUUUUCCAUGCAAUGGUCAUUCAUUUGAUAUUCAUUGUGAGGAUGAUGAGUACAGGGAGAACUUCAAAAGUUCUCAUUUAGGAUUCUCAAGAAGAGUCUCAUCCCCAGAAACAAUUAGUCUUGAAUCCAAUUCAUAUCAAAGCAUCAAAGUAUCUGUUGAUGACUGGGAACUCAACUCCCCAUUUUCUGCUGUCUCUGGACUUUGUCAAGAACAUGAUGCAAAAUCUUCAGUUCAUGAUCAUGUGCAUCCAGAACUAGUUAUAGAAAUGGAUGACGAUGAAGUUAUGAGCUCCUAUGUCAUAGAGAUCAAUUCCGACCUCAGAGAGGGAAAUUGUGGAUCAGCAGCCAUUGAUGAAGCAAUUGCAUGGGCCAAAGAGAAGUUUCAGUCACGAAAUUCUGAUGAAGAAUCAAGCAGUGAGCAAACCACUAAGAUGGAAGGAAGGCGUGAUGCAGUUGAAUACCAUGAUGAUGGCAUUGGAAUAGUUCAAUCUCCAAAGGUACAGACAGAAACAGAGAAGUUGGACAGAGAUAUAAGAUUGUGGUCAUCUGGCAAGGAUAUGGACAUACGGCUACUGCUUUCUACAUUACAUCAUAUCCUGUGGCCUGAGAGUGGUUGGCAUGCUGUUCCUGUAAUGAGCCUAAUAGAAAGCACACAAGUGAAGAAGGCCUAUCAGAAAGCAAGGUUAUGCCUCCACCCAGACAAACUGCAGCAAAGAGGAGCAACAUUCUUACAGAAGUACAUAGCAGAGAAGGCUUUCACCAUUCUUCAGGAUGCAUGGACUGCAUUUAUUUCUGAAGACGUUUCCUUCUAAACAGAAGAUGACUCUAAUUCCUGAUAACUCAGUUUUGGUUUAAAGCUCGUGGACAAACACCAAGCUAGACAUUUGGAAUGAUGGAAGUGUUCGUUUCCAUGCAGCAAAUACACAUUAAGUACAUGAAAUUUGAAAAACAGCAUCUCCUUUGUACAAAUAGUUGACUGAUGGAUCUACUGUUUUAUCUGUGUAUGUAUCAUAAGUUGUUUGAUGCCUUUGUAGGCAUUACUUUGAAAGUAGUUAAAAGGAUAUUAUUUGAUUGGUUUCUGUGUAUUUGUCUUGUAUAUGAUGACAAGGAACCAAGAAAUUAGACUUUUGUUAUUCUUAUG